Molecule: messenger RNA, 2976 nt
Organism: Kogia breviceps (pygmy sperm whale)
Lineage: Eukaryota; Metazoa; Chordata; Mammalia; Artiodactyla; Physeteridae
Source: RefSeq, a predicted model, not a curated record
AUGGCCGAGGUCGCGGAGCCGGAGGGGGGCGCCCCGGGUCCCCAGAGCCAGCCCGAAGGCUCGGCGCUUCAGGCGGAGAGACGGGGCGAGCCGGGGGCUUCCGGCCCUGAGGCACAGAGGGAGGAGGCGCGAGAGGGCGCCGCGGAGGCGCCGAGGGGCGGGGGCCCGGGCGCAGCCGCGACGGCCGAGGUGACGGAAGGAGAAGGGCCGGGGCCGGACGGAGGGCGCGCGGGCGAGCUGGCGCCGGACGCAGGCGGUGGCCCGGGGGCCGAGACGCGGGGCGCGAGCGGAGAGCGGGGCGAGGCCGAGGCGGAGGAGGGCGCCCGGCAGGGAGAGGAGCGGGCGAGCGGCGCGGAGCUAGCGGAGGAGGCGAGCCCCGGGUGCGGCGCGCAGGGCGAGGCCCCGGGGGAGGCGCAGGUGGAGCCUGGGGAUCCCGCGGCCCCCGGGGCGAAGGAAGAGGCGGAGAGCGGGCCGGAGGAGCCGGGAGGCAGCGCGCCUGGGGAGGCGGGGGCCCGCAUGGACGCCGACGGGCUGACGGGGGACAGCACGGUCGCCGAGGGGCCGGCGGGGAACGGCACGGAUGGUGAGCCCUGGGACGGAGGGGACGGCAGCCCCCAGCCCCAGGCCGAGGCGACUGAGGCCGCAUCGGCGGAGAACGCGGAGUGCAGCCCCGGGGAGCUUGCGGGGGAGCCUCGGGGUGCAGCGGCGGGGGCCGCGGAAGAGACGGGGGACCGGGGGGGAGAGGAGUCGCAGGAAGCGGCCCCCGGGGGCGCGAGGGUAGAUGCUGGCGAGGACGCGGACCAGGGUGGGCCCCUGGGGCAGAGAGAGGAGGCAGAGGAGGAGAGGCGAGAGCGGGGUCCGGAGGGGCCAGGCGAGGAGGAGCCCCUCGUCGGCAGCGCGGAUGGGGAGGCGGCCCCGCCGACGGAGGCCCGGGAGCCCGAGGCCGAGCUGAGCAACCACCUGGCGGAGGUGGUCAGCACCGAGCGCGGCGACGAGACCGCGCCGGUGAACGGCGGCCAGGAGGACGGCGAGGCGUCCGAGGAAGAGGCCCCGGGACAGGAGCACGACAUCACCCUCUUCGUGAAGGCUGGUUGUGAUGGUGAGAGUAUUGGAAAUUGCCCAUUUUCUCAGCGUCUCUUUAUGAUUCUCUGGCUGAAGGGCGUUAUAUUUAAUGUGACAACGGUGGACUUGAAAAGGAAACCCGCGGACCUGCAGAACCUGGCCCCCGGCACCAACCCGCCUUUCGUGACUUUUGAUGGUGAGGUCAAGACGGACGUGAAUAAGAUCGAGGAGUUCCUAGAGGAGAAGUUAGCGCCCCCAAGGUACCCUAAGCUGGGGACCCAACACGCUGAGUCUAACUCUGCUGGAAACGAUGUGUUUGCCAAGUUCUCAGCGUUCAUAAAAAACACCAAGAAGGAUGAAAACGAGAUUUAUGAAAGGAACCUCUUAAAGGCCCUGAAGAAGCUGGAUAACUAUCUAAAUAGUCCUCUGCCUGAUGAAAUAGAUGCCUAUAGCACCGAGGAAGUUACUGUUUCUGGAAGGAAGUUUCUGGACGGGGACGAACUCACGCUAGCCGACUGUAACCUCUUACCCAAGCUCCACAUUAUUAAGAUCGUGGCCAAGAGAUACAGAGAUUUUGAAUUUCCUUCUGAAAUGGCUGGCAUCUGGAGAUACUUGAACAAUGCGUAUGCUAGGGAUGAGUUCACAAACACGUGUCCAGCCGACCAGGAGAUAGAACACGCAUAUUCGGAUGUUGCAAAAAGAAUGAAGUGAAGUCGGGGUGUUUUCUGUCUCGUCUCAGUCGUUAUGAGCUAGACUAUGAAAAGAGUGUGUCCUUUGUGUUUCCCUCCCAAUAACCAUCCUUCGCAAAAUAAUGCCCAUAUUUUAACAGUGCACAGGCCAUAGCGUGAUCCACUCGACACCAAAUGAUACGUAGUCUUGUAAUUUGUCAACUCGUGUAUCUGAAUAAUACCAGUAUCUGUUGUUAUACACACCAAUUAUCCAGUUUAUAUUCAUUUAUGUCUGUAACAUUCUGGGACCUGCAACACAUGCCCUAAAUAUCUGUAAUCCACAAUAUUUAGGGCAUGUGUUUUGCAGUUUAAGUUUCAAAGCAAAUAAGGUUCGGUUCAAUUCUGCCUUUAUUUAAAAAAUUGUAUCUGUCUCUGAUAGUUUUUAAUCAUGCAUAGCCUAUUCUUUUCUGCUCUAAAAUAGUAGUUUAAUCUUUUUUCAGAACGAAAAUUCUGUUUUUGUCAUUACAAAUUACACGCUUAUUUUAAUAUUUUAAAACAAUGUCAGAGGGUAUAAAGAAAGAAAAGAAUCACCUAAACUUUCACUACACUUAGAAAACUACUGAGAACUUAUCGGUGAACAUCUUCCAAAUCCUCAGACUCUCUCUUUCUCACACACACAUUCACACCGCACAUAAUUUCAUGCCUCCGUGGUAUUGCGUUAGUUUAUUUUCAAGGACUGGUGAGGGGACCCCUUGGUAAUGCCUUGAUGGCCAGCCAUAGAGGAUCUAAAACAACAGAUUCAGCAAUGCAGAGCUCAAGAGGGCGCUUGUGGCCAAGCUUCACAGGGAUGGAGAACUGUAGGGUCACAGACCCACAGGGACCUGCAGGGACAAGCGGGGACCGGAAGCCAUGGAGGGUCCCCACCUGCCUUGUUCCUGCCUCCAGGAUGCCACUGCCCCUGGUUCCAGGGAGGGGAUGGAGGAGGGUGUCUGUCUGUUUCCCUUCCCAGCUCUCUUUCGGGGUCCUUCUCUUGCUCCCCGCCUCUCACAGAGAGCACGCUUUCAGGAGGACUCUUGACAUCAGCUGUGUGUGGCAGAAUCUCCCUGCCCUGUGUUGACAUGUGGACCGAGCACACCUGAUCCCUUCUGAUGGCCGUGCUCUCCAAGACAUAACACUGUCCCUCUUCGGCCACGAUGCCGUGUAGGGCUAGCCCGGAUCUUGUUGCUUCUCUGUUCUCUCUAGUGUC